Messenger RNA from Parnassius mnemosyne (clouded apollo), 825 nucleotides. NCBI's taxonomy places the organism in Eukaryota, Metazoa, Arthropoda, Insecta, Lepidoptera, Papilionidae. The record is from the annotation of a GenBank genome assembly.
AUGCAAAGAGCGGCAGAUGCAGUCAUCAAAGAUGGAAGAAAAAUAAAAACUGUUGCUAAGGAAUUAGAUAUUUGUCAUAUGACAUUAUACAGGUUUAUUAAAAAGCUAAAAUCUGGAGUCGAAAACGUUACGGUUGGCUACAAAAAAGUAAGAUUGGUCUUUAGUGAAGAACAGAAAAAUAUAUUAGCAGAGUAUCUGUUGAAAUGUGCUGCAAUCUUCUUCGGUCUUUUACCAGAAGAAGUACGAAAAUUAGCAUCCGAAUGUGCACAAAAAUUUAACACACCUAAUAUUCCGUUAUCUUGGAUGUCUAGACGGCUAAAAGAUGACGAUAUUGAGGAUUUACUUGCACGAAUAGAAAAUGGAGACAUUUCUGAAGACGAAGAGGAUAUGGGUGAUAUGAACGAAAUUGAUUAUCACCCGGACCUACAAGAUCUAAUAAGCGAAUUAGAGGACAAUAAUGAUGACGAUGAAGAAGACAAUGAAAAUCCACCUUCGAACAUGGAAGAAGGAUGGUUGGAUCACUUCAAUAGUCCAGCUCCAGGACCUUCGAAUUGUCAACCACAUUUAAGCCUUCUUGGUGUUGCAGCGUGGAGGCAACGAAGUAGAGAACUUAUAUGGAAAAAGCGUAAUUUGCAAUACAGUGAAAAACGUAUACGUUUCACAGGAAAUACAGACCUUUCCCCUCCACUAGCCGCGCUUGAAACACCAUUCCAAUUUUUCUCCGAAUUUAUGAAUGAAGAUAUACUCACUGUUAUUGUGGAACAAACAAAUUUAUACAUCACGCAAAUAAAUGUAUCCAACUGUCCUCCUGUAAUUUCAGAUUAG